AUGUUCUUCACUAAGACCGCACCAGCGAACCCUGUAAAGUCAUUCAACCUCAGUGUCAUUCCCAGCGGCCAAGACCGCGUAGUAGCAUUUGGCCCUGGCUCAGUAGUCAAUGGCUCUGCUGUACUUGUUCUAGACCGCCCUGUGAAUGCACACAAUAUCAAAGUGCUCUUUAAAUGUGAGCAAUACGCAAGCGGAAGCAAUGAAAGAACCACGCUCUUUAGCGUGGACGCCUAUGUUUGGGGACAAGCAAGAUCAGAGGGUGUGAACCUUGAAUUGGGCAAGGGAAGCCACAUGUACUUGUUUGCUAUCAAGCUGCCCUUUGUGAAUUACCCACCAUCGAUCCACAGCAGCUAUGUUGAGCAUCAUGUUGAAUAUACAUUACAAGCGUUCUUGGACGUAGAAGAUGAUCAUGCACCAAGCUGCAUUGAAAGCGCACGUGUUCCGAUCAUGUAUCUUCCGUUUGUCACAUGCAUUCCCCUACCAGGAAGCAAUCGUCCACAACAUGGUGCCAAGAACAACCAAAUUUUCAAGUGCGAUGAUGCUGAAGUUGAAGUUGCUGCAGAGCUUGUCAAGCCAGCGUAUUGCCCAGGCGACCCAUGCACCGUCAAACUCACGACAAAUAACCGUUCCGGCAACAAAAUUAGCCACAUGGAUGUAUCACUUGUAUGCAAAGUAACCACGAACGAUGAGACGGGGCAACCAAACAACACAAAGCACCAUACGCUGCAGACUGAAACUUUCUUUGUGGCCAUCCCAAGAGAUGCCAAGGAACAUCAAUCGGUGUUUUGCUUCAAUAUGCCAGAUGACAUGAUCCCAUCCACCAAACAUCAACAGGCUGGCAGGUUCCUUGAAGUUGCUUAUGAAGUUGUUGUUACACUACCAAUAUCGGGUAGCUCGCAUGGUAGUGAUACUACAGCCUCUUCAACGCCAUCCGCUAGUUUAUGGCCUUUCUUUGGCAAUGCACAACCUAUCAUCAAUACUGUAUCCUUGCCGGUCCUUGUAUCCACCGUUCCUGCUGGUUUCCCCAUUCCUUCACAAUUAUCUCAACCACUUUGUACAUUCGAUGAACAACCUGAGCCACCUUCAUUCAUACCCAACAUUGAAUCUCCUUUGCCAAGCCCAUCCAUGCCCAUGAUUUCUUCCCCCGUGGGUAGCUGGGCUGGUAGUCCCACAAUGCUCGAAUUCGAUCGUCUUUCACCAUCCACUUCCAUCUCUGCAGCAAGCAAUGAUAUGCAAGACAUUGAUCUCGCUGGUGCUGUUGUGCAGCAAGAUGCAUCAGGCCAUUUGAUGGUUCCCUCUUCUCCACGCCCUGACAAUACAAGAUUCUCAACCAAUUCCUCUACAGAUGAUUCACGUCGUAAAUCCACAGGCUCUGCAGGUGAAGGCAUGGGCAUUAGUGUAGCUGUUCAAUAA
This is a messenger RNA of Lichtheimia ornata, 1413 nucleotides long. RefSeq lists its product as uncharacterized. The transcript has 4 exons. Gene Ontology annotation, biological process: protein transport. The record is from RefSeq and is a predicted model, not a curated record. Gene Ontology annotation, cellular component: cytoplasm. The coding region runs from base 1 to 1413 and encodes 470 amino acids. Lineage: Eukaryota; Fungi; Mucoromycota; Mucoromycetes; Mucorales; Lichtheimiaceae.